Molecule: messenger RNA, 1482 nt
Organism: Coniophora puteana RWD-64-598 SS2
Lineage: Eukaryota; Fungi; Basidiomycota; Agaricomycetes; Boletales; Coniophoraceae
Product: nuclease
Exons: 6
Coding region: 52-999 (315 amino acids)
Cellular component (GO): cytoplasm; mitochondrion
Source: RefSeq, a predicted model, not a curated record
CGGAUUGUUUGUGACCACGAGGAGGCGGCCUUAGCCUGACCUCUAGACGCAAUGCCCGCCAUCCCAUGGUUUCGCUCUAGCAACUCGUCGGAUCCGCGCUCGAAACCUCCCGUUGUCGCGAAUGUGCUAGGUCGCACGUACAAGUUUGACACAUCCCAGCAAGUCUUUGCGCUCUCAUGCUUCGCGCUCGGCGCUGGGUCUGCGAUUGGUAGCGCGUUUGUGUAUCGCCGCUUCUUCAGGAGGUUGAGGAGCUCAGGGUGGGUAACGCCGGAUGUGCUGGAACGAAAGCGGUGGGUGCGGGGUGUAGUGACCAGUGUAGGUGAUGCGGACAACUUCAGGUUGUAUCAUACACCAGCCUUCGGGUGGCGGUGGCGCCCGAUCAAGUUUCGGUGGGUACCUUCCAAAGCUAAAGACCUCACGGGUGAGACUAUCCACAUUCGGAUUGCUGGCAUGGAUGCCCCAGAAGCCUCGCAUUUUGGCCGUGAAGCGCAGCCAUACUCCGCAGAGAGCCUGGCAUGGCUCAAGAGCAAGAUCGAAGGCAAGACACUUUACUGCCAGUUGGUACGGCGAGACCAGUAUUCCCGGAUUGUAGCUGUGGUAACCUACCCGCCGCGACUUCUCCCUGGCACGUUCUUCCGCGGGAAAAACUUGGCGCUCGAGAUGCUCUCUGCAGGAUGGGCGGAGGUAUACAGUCUGACGGGGGCCGAGUAUGGACCUGAGGGCAAGGAAGAGCACGAAAGAUGCGAAGAAGAAGCUCGGAAAAAGAAGGUUGGGAUGUGGGAAUCGGAGUCGGGCCCAAGAGAGUCUGUGGCUGAGUACAAGAAGCGCUACCGCGACGCGACCGCUGAGAAACCGCCAUCCCAGUCAUCACUCUCUUCGUCCGAGGAGCCGCCUCCAGUCAGGCGACAGAGACGACAGCCCAUAACAACAAAAGAAAAAGAUAAUGGCGGCGCUCGCAAAAGCUGGCUGGGGCGUUUCUUUGGCCGUGGCAGCAAGUGAGCGUUUGGGGCAUGUUCAUCUGUGGGGAUGUCGUACUCUCGAGUUAAACUUCAGUCUCAGGGGUGCCGGAAGUGCUGCACUUCUGAGCUCGGCUGCUCGAGUAUAUCCAGCUUGUUCUCGAACACUAGUCAUCCUGCAUCAUUUGAAGCCUUGCUUGAGUCAAGUCGUUGAAUGUCAUCGCGAUGACUCCCAGCGAUGGACCGUGAGAAACACUCUGACUCAUCGGGAGUCGUGAACUGUCAUCGACUCGGUUUCUCCUCAGAUUUUCACCGCCAUCCGCUCACGCAGGCACCAUUGCCCAUUUGUCUGCGACACAACUCUCACUUGUAACGAUCCAACUGUUAUAUGCUUCAUAGACCCGAUCAAGCACACAGAAAGGACAGUCAGAAACACAAGAACACUCUUAAAGACCCUUAUCACCCAGAUCAACAUGGAGACGACGCGCCCCGCUUCUCCCUCUUUCUUGCCCUACCCACAGAAUCC